AGGUUUUAAAAAUAUUCAAAGAUAUGUUGUGGCUAAAAUCUUCACAGACUGUAGAUUUAUGAUAGCUGUAUCAAAAUGUUAAACUUUGAACUUUCACCGCACCUGUCGGGGUCAUUGCCAGGUCACGAGUUCGUGUGAAGAGCCAUCAUGGCGAGUUUCCGUUUCAAUCUCGUCAAGCGUGUUCCACAGUUCAGUACCUCGCUGUAUAAAAUCGCCAGACGAUGUUGUUCCAUCUACACGAUGCGUGUGGACCCAAAUGAACCUACUUUUGACAAAAUCCUCAUUGCCAACAGAGGAGAAAUUGCCUGCAGGGUGAUGCAGACAUGUAAGCGGAUGGGCAUCAAAACAGUCGCCAUCUUUAGUGAGGCUGACAGACAUGCUCUCCAUGCCCAGAUGGCGGAUGAGGCCAUGUACGUUGGCCCGGCUCCGUCCAAUCAGAGUUACCUGGUCAUGGAUCGUAUCAUGGACAUCAUACGGAAAACUGGCGCACAGGCUGUCCAUCCUGGCUACGGCUUCUUAUCAGAGAACAAAGAGUUUGCCAAGAAACUAGCAGAUGAGGGUGUGGUGUUUAUCGGCCCUCCCUCCGGAGCCAUCCAGGCCAUGGGAGACAAGAUUGAAAGUAAACUGCUGGCCAAGGAGGCCAAGGUCAAUGUCAUCCCAGGCUUCGAUGGUGUCGUCAAGGAUGCAGAUGAAGCUGUACAAAUUGCCAAUGACAUAGGUUACCCAGUAAUGAUCAAGGCUUCAGCUGGUGGGGGAGGAAAAGGCAUGAGGAUAGCAUGGAAUGAUAAAGAAACAAGGGAUGGUUUCAGACUUUCUUCUCAAGAGGCUGCAUCAAGUUUUGGUGACGACCGUUUGUUGAUCGAGAAGUUUAUUGACAACCCAAGACACAUAGAGAUGCAGGUCCUUGCUGACAGCCAUGGUAAUGCCUUGUACCUCAAUGAGAGAGAGUGUUCCAUCCAGAGACGGAAUCAGAAAGUGGUGGAAGAGGCUCCGAGUAUAUUCCUGGACCCUGACACAAGAAGAGCCAUGGGAGAACAGGCUGUGGCACUGGCCAGGGCUGUGGAGUAUACAUCAGCUGGCACAGUUGAGUUUCUGGUGGAUUCUCAAAAGAACUUCUACUUUCUUGAGAUGAACACAAGAUUACAGGUGGAACAUCCGAUCACUGAGUGCAUCACAGGAGUCGACAUUGUACAGCAAAUGAUUAGGGUCGCAAAAGGACAUGAACUUACCAUGAAACAGAGUGAUAUCCCUAUAAGAGGCUGGGCUGUGGAGUGUCGAGUCUAUGCUGAGGAUCCCUACAAGUCUUUUGGUCUGCCAUCCGUGGGUUGGUUGUCUAGAUACCAGGAACCAACACAUCUGCCAAAGGUGCGGUGUGACAGUGGUAUUCAGGAAGGCAGUGAAAUCAGCAUGUACUACGAUCCCAUGAUCUCCAAGUUGGUGACCUACGGAGACAAUAGAGAGGAGGCCCUACAGAACAUGUGCAGAGCCUUGGACAACUAUGUCAUCAGAGGGGUGACCCACAACAUUCCUCUCCUGCAAGAAAUCAUCGCCCACCCGAGGUUCGUGUCUGGUGACAUCAACACUAAGUUCCUGUAUGAAGAGUACCCUGAUGGCUUCCAAGGUCGUCAGUUGUCGGAUGCUGAACAGAAGGAAGUGGCAGCCAUGGCUUCAUGUAUCUACCUACGGGACCAGGUCAGGGCGGGGGCGUUCAAAAAUGAAAACAGAAUGCCCCUCCGACCCGUCAACCCUGUAGCCUGGGACAUCACUGCUAUUAUACAGGGGCAGGAGAUGCCAGCUACCGUCACAGAAAACCAGGAUAACUUCACUGUAACCAUAGAAGGCCAGACCCUAACAGUGAGUAAAGACUGGUCUUUAGCAGCAGCUGUCCUGGACACAACUAUCAACGGACAGAAGAACACAUUUCAGUGUAUCUCCAGGAAAGGAGAUGAAAUCAAGCUUCAGUACAAGGGCACAGUGUUCAAAGUCGAGGUUCUGCCCAAAAAAGCCACAGACUAUAUACACGUGAUGCCAGAAAAACCAAAGGUUGAGGCAAGUGGAGAGGUGAGGUCCCCGAUGGCUGGCAGUCUAGUCUCCAUCUCUGUACAAGCGGGACAGGACGUUGCCAUUGGACAGGAGGUCUGUGUCAUUGAAGCCAUGAAGAUGCAAAACAGCCUGACAGCUGCCAGGAGUGGCAAGGUGAAAGCGGUACACUUUGAAACUGGGACCAACGUCUCAGAAGACGACUUGAUAUUGGAGCUAGAAUAACUCAGAACUAUCUCAAUGUGUUGUGCCUCUUUAGUCUUGCCUGGAUCAAUGUUGAGAGCUUAAGAAGUUGCCCUCGCAGGGGUGUCUCUGUACUUGUCGUAACAGGCUUUAGGUUGAAUAUGUUGAAUAAUGAAACUUCUAAGAUUUAGGCCUACGUCACAUUUCCAAACUUGGGCCCGGCAGCUUUCGGAAACGAAAAGUAUGAUAUAAAGACACAAAAACUACGCAAGAAGAUAAUGUGUAUAAUCUAACAUAUACAUUUCUAUUUUUCAUUUCCAAAAACAGCCCGGCGGGGUCCCGGUUUGGAAAUGUAAUGUUAGCCGUACUUAGUCUAAGUCCACAGUAGAGAACGAAAGUCGUUAUUUUUACAAAAAAGUUGGAUAACAAUCCUUGAACACAGGACAGAAAAAUGGGUCAGUAAAUACUAUUUAAAAAGCCUACUUUGAAGAAACAUGUGAAAUAAAAUUUUGCA
This is a messenger RNA of Branchiostoma floridae (Florida lancelet), 2737 nucleotides long. RefSeq names its product propionyl-CoA carboxylase alpha chain, mitochondrial-like. Bases 148 to 2265 code for a protein of 705 amino acids. The transcript has 27 exons. The record is from RefSeq and is a predicted model, not a curated record. Lineage: Eukaryota; Metazoa; Chordata; Leptocardii; Amphioxiformes; Branchiostomatidae. Gene Ontology annotation, molecular function: metal ion binding; propionyl-CoA carboxylase activity; ATP binding. Gene Ontology annotation, cellular component: mitochondrion.